Carya illinoinensis is the source of this 1900-nucleotide messenger RNA. Its product is annotated as phosphomethylethanolamine N-methyltransferase-like. Bases 204 to 1637 code for a protein of 477 amino acids. NCBI's taxonomy places the organism in Eukaryota, Viridiplantae, Streptophyta, Magnoliopsida, Fagales, Juglandaceae. The transcript is spliced from 12 exons. Gene Ontology annotation, molecular function: phosphoethanolamine N-methyltransferase activity. The record is from RefSeq and is a predicted model, not a curated record. Gene Ontology annotation, biological process: phosphatidylcholine biosynthetic process.
CCGUUGUUAUUGUUAAGAGCGGAUGCAGCAGAGAGGCAGAUCAUAUAAUCGUAGAUCGAGGAGCUUUUCCAGAUCCCGCAUUGCCAUUGAAGGCUUUUAGCCUUAACCCGCCCCCCCUCAACACUUUAUUUCUUCGACCUUUUCUCUCCUAAUUUCUCACUUCUACAUCCCUACUUUAACCCUCCGCAUUGCAGUUGUUCGCAAUGGAGGCUAUUCAAGGACAAGAGCGAGAGAUUCAGAAGUGUUACUGGAUCGAGAACUCUGCGGAUUUGUCCGUCGAAGCUAUGAUGCUCGAUUCCAAAGCCUCCGAUCUUGAUAAAGAAGAGCGACCCGAAGUACUUUCACUUCUCCCGCCGUACGAAGGAAAAACGGUUUUGGAACUUGGAGCGGGUAUCGGUCGUUUUACUGGUGAAUUAGCUCAGAAGGCCGGUCAGCUUCUAGCUUUGGACUUCAUUGAGAGUGUAAUAAAGAAGAAUGAAAGCAUUAAUGGUCACCACAAGAAUGUUAAGUUUAUGUGUGCGGACGUGACAUCCCCGGACUUGAAAAUAUCUGAUGAAUCAGUGGACUUGAUAUUCUCCAAUUGGCUACUAAUGUAUCUUUCGGAUAAAGAGGUGCAGGAUUUGGCCCAAAGAAUGGUCAAGUGGCUGAAGGUUGGUGGGUUUCUUUUCUUCAGAGAGUCUUGUUUCCACCAAUCAGGAGACAGCAAGCGAAAGUACAACCCAACCCACUAUCGGGAGCCCAGAUUUUAUACAAAGCUCUUUAAAGAGUGCCAUAUGCUUGAUGGUUCGGGAAAUUCCUUUGAGCUUGCUCUUGUUGGCUGCAAAUGUAUUGGAGCCUAUGUGCGAAACAAAAAGAAUCAGAACCAGAUUUGCUGGACAUGGCAAAAGGUCAGUUCACAGGAUGAUAGGGGUUUCCAGCAAUUCUUAGACAAUGUUCAGUAUAAAUCUAGCGGCAUAUUACGCUAUGAGCGUGUCUUUGGACCCGGUUUCGUGAGCACAGGAGGGAUAGAUACAACUAAAGAAUUUGUGCAAAAGUUGGAACUGAAGCCUGGCCAAAAGGUCCUCGAUGUUGGAUGUGGCAUUGGGGGAGGUGACUUCUAUAUGGCUGAGAACUUCAAUGUUGAGGUAGUUGGGAUUGACCUCUCCAUAAAUAUGGUUUCUUUUGCUCUUGAACGUGCCAUUGGGCUGAAAUGCUCAGUCGAAUUUGAAGUUGCUGAUUGUACUAAGAAAACAUAUCCUGAUAACACAUUUGAUGUGAUAUACAGCCGUGAUACCAUUCUGCACAUUCAGGACAAACCUGCACUAUUCAGAUCCUUUUACAAGUGGUUGAAGCCAGGAGGUAAAGUUCUUAUUAGUGAUUACUGCAAGAAUGCUGGAACUCCAUCACCAGAAUUUUCUGAAUAUAUUAAGCAAAGGGGAUAUGAUCUCCACGAUGUUAAAGCAUAUGGUCAGAUGCUUCGGGAUGCUGGUUUUGAUGAGGUCAUUGCAGAGGAUCGGACUGAUCAGCAGUUCAUGCAAGUUCUGCAACGGGAACUGAAUGCCAUUGAGAAGGACAAGGAUGAGUUCAUCUGCGACUUUUCUGAAGUGCAUUUUUCCUCUUUUUCUACAUCCCUUUUAACAUUAAGAGGACUACAAUGACAUUGUUGGUGGAUGGAAAGCAAAGCUGGUCAGGAGCUCGUCUGGUGAGCAAAGAUGGGGCAUGUUCAUUGCCAGGAAGAAGUGAUUCUGUUUCCCUCCGUUUUCCCUAUAUCUAGUAGUUGUUGAACAAUCUAUUCCUACUGUGUGUUUUUAUCCUUGUAGCCGAUGCUUGACAUCUUGAUAGCAUCCUGGCUUUGUUGUUCUCAACAAACCUUUCAUUUUCAAAUAAUGAAAUAAAGAAGAGCCGAUGAACUUAUAUAUUA